This is a messenger RNA of Nerophis ophidion (straightnose pipefish), 482 nucleotides long. RefSeq names its product SRA stem-loop interacting RNA binding protein (gene slirp). Lineage: Eukaryota; Metazoa; Chordata; Actinopteri; Syngnathiformes; Syngnathidae. The record is from RefSeq and is a predicted model, not a curated record. The coding region runs from base 88 to 390 and encodes 100 amino acids. The transcript has 4 exons. Gene Ontology annotation, molecular function: RNA binding.
UAAAAACAAAAGAAGAAGAAGAAGAAGAAGAAGCCUAUGAAACCUCCAAAAGGAGGAAGUUACCUCAGAGGUCAAAAAAAGUAAAACAUGGCGGCGCCAUCCAAGAAAGUGUACCAACUGUUUGUAUCAAAAUUACCAUGGACAGUUACUAGCAAGGAGGUAAAGGAGUACUUUGGGCAAUUUGGACAUAUCAAGAACUGUGCACUGCCUUUUGACAGAGACACAGGUUUUCACAAACGCUUCUGCCGGGUGGGAUUCAGCUCAGAGGAAGAGCUGAACAACGCACUGCAGAAAGAGCCACACAUUCUUGAAGGGUCUAAGCUUCAAGUUCAGAAGGACCAACGACCGUUUAAAUCCAUGAAGACUCAAGAGGAGUUUGGGUCCGAGUGAUUGCCUGGAAAAGUCUGUCUGUCUGUCUUGCAAAAAACAUUUUCACCACGGUUCAAAUUAAAAUGAAUGCAAUAAAAAACAUUUGUGUUUAA